AUGGCCCCAGUACAAGAUAUUUUAACCUUAAAUCUUAUAAGCCAUAUCUUAAUUGUACUACUUCUACCGUUACCAGUCCUAUCAUCGCUAGCGGACCUAAAAAGCUACUGUGACAAUGCCAACAUUGUAAAGUUAGUUUUGUCAGCCGACGAUUAUGAAAAGCCGGUUUGUGUGAUUCAUGUAGAGAAGAGAGAUCGACGACAUUGUUCUGCCAUCACCAAUAUUGACCUAUCAAAGUUUUUAGUACAAGAAGAGUACGAAAGCUACGAUGGGUACCUGGGCACGGUAAAACUUGGGGAUUCAUGGCCUGGCAAACGACGGUGUUAUGUUUGUGAGUUUUUUAGUUUGAAACUAACAAGUAAAGUACCAGACCUGUUUCGCUUUGAUUGACCUCAAACUUUUUAUUUAGAAAGACCAUAUAAAUAAAAGAUCUUCAACAAAGUAUUAAAUCGCGCUUUACAGGAAAUCUCAAGAAAAGCGAGAUCAAAAAAUUACGUUUUGAAUUUUUCGCCAAAUUGGCAUUGUGUUUCAAGCUUAUAACUUUGUCAUUUUUUGAAAUCAAACUAUUUUUCCUUGUUAUACUAGUAGAAAACGUUUAAAUAAACCUAAAUUUUAAAAGUUGUCAGCGUAACCUGGCUGAAAAGUAAAAACUGCUUGAAAUACAAUGCCAAAUAAGCGGCCGCGGUAACUUCAAAUAUUUGAAGUUUAAAACUUAAAAGGGCGAGUUAAAAUUUUUUACGGGUACUAUUGGUGGCACAAAGAUUUCAUAUUAAAAUUUUGAGAUGAAUCUGAGUGGGUCAGAUAAGCUGCUUCCUUUGUUAUUCUGGAUGAAGCAGUGAGGUCGGUAUUAUAGAAGUGGGGAUGAAUGAGAGUGAAUGCAUGGUCCAGCUCAUCCUGACUUUCUCAGAAAAGCAAAUAGCUUCAACUUACAGAUACUGUAUCUCGCUUUCACAGUAAAAAUUCUUCAAAAUUGAAAUGACAGAACCUCAUGCUAUAUUGGUACCUCAAAUAACCUAAAUUUAACAUUUUCCUAAAAAGUUGUGUUACAUUUUCCAAAGUACUACAACUUUCGCUUUAGCCUCGUUGACCUCGGAGAAACUCACGUUCGAUUUCGAGCCGACUCUUCAGAAUAAGGAGAUUCCGGAACUCGAGUUCUAUGACAACAAUGUGUUCGAUGAUGAGAUUAGGUCGUUCGAAUGA
Molecule: messenger RNA, 1200 nt
Organism: Bursaphelenchus okinawaensis
Lineage: Eukaryota; Metazoa; Nematoda; Chromadorea; Rhabditida; Aphelenchoididae
Source: the annotation of a GenBank genome assembly